CAUUUAUUUCUGUUCUGUUGAGUUGCAGGAACGCGUUCUUUUCUACUUUCCGUUCGAUUUUAUUUCCUUAUUAUUAUUAUUAUUAUCGUUAUUGUUAUUACGAAUUAGUUGCACGUUUCGGUUCGGUUAUGUUCUGUUCUGUUUAGUUUAGUUCGGUUUCUCCUUUUUCCAACAGUCACGGCAACAAAUUAAAUUUCAACAAUUUAAUUAUAAUCCCUCCAAUUAACUAAAUCUCUUUGCCUUCCUUUCGGUUGUCGCUUUGUUUUGGUUGUGCUUUCUUCCAAUUCGGAUUCUGUUCGGUUUUUGUCUCGGUUAUUAUUAAAAUAAAUAUACUCGCGUAAAACCAAACAUCCAUCCCACCCUGAAAAUUGUUUCGUAAUCGCACUGAAAUCGAAAUCGAGAAAACAGCAACAAGUUUUCCACGAUCUGAGAGCAGAUCCAUCCAACGUCCAGCCCAACGGGAAGAAAAGUAAACUUUCGGGCACACAAGCAACCCAAACGUACCCAUACGUAUACGUGUUAUACGCGCUCCUAACUAGGCUAUAGAAUACGCCUGAGAUCGGUCCACAGGCAGAAAUACUUUUGUGUUCCAUUUCGGUUGAUCCACCCUGCGUGCGCCUCAGGAAAGGGAUCCCCCUGCAGUAUUAUCUCAAGAUCAACUCUAUAAACGCCUCCUCCUCCCUUUAUUACUGUCUCGUGAACAAGUUUUUCGCAAAAAAGAAAGCACAGACACAACAUGGUCGAGGGUCAGACAGCCGUGCAACAGCAGCCCCAACAGCAGCCACCUGCUGGAGCUGCCAGCAACACUGCCAGCAGCAGCACCGCAAUCUCCGCCACAGGAACAGGCACAGGCGUAGGAUCUACAGGAUCUACGGGAAAUGUGACGACCAACAGCCAGGCGCAGAUAAACGGAGGUACAGCCUCGACAUCGCCUGCAGCAGCCGGAUCUGGUUCGGGUUCUGGAUCGACGACAACCGGAUCGAAUGCCAGUGGCCAGGCAUCCAAUGCCAACAAUUCAACAGCGAAUAACAACAACAACAACAACACUGCUAACAACAAUAAUAACAACAACAACGAACCAGAUCCAAAAACUAAUCUGAUUGUAAACUACUUGCCACAGACAAUGUCCCAGGAUGAGAUACGUUCGCUGUUCGUUAGCUUCGGAGAGGUGGAGAGCUGCAAGUUGAUACGCGACAAGGUGACAGGCCAGAGCCUGGGCUAUGGCUUCGUGAACUACGUGAAGCAGGAGGAUGCCGAAAAGGCCAUCAAUGCACUAAAUGGUCUGCGGCUGCAGAACAAAACCAUCAAGGUUUCCAUUGCCCGGCCCAGCUCGGAGAGCAUUAAAGGCGCCAAUCUCUAUGUAUCGGGUCUUCCAAAGAAUAUGACACAGUCGGACCUCGAAUCAUUGUUCAGUCCUUACGGCAAGAUCAUCACUUCGCGCAUACUUUGUGAUAAUAUCACCGGUCUCUCCAAGGGCGUUGGCUUUAUACGCUUCGAUCAGCGCUUUGAGGCCGAUCGGGCCAUUAAGGAGCUGAACGGCACCACUCCGAAGAACUCCACCGAACCGAUAACCGUCAAGUUUGCUAACAAUCCCAGCAGCAACAAGAACAGUAUGCAGCCACUGGCCGCCUACAUAGCGCCACAGAACACCCGAGGCGGUCGGGCAUUCCCCACGAAUGCCGCUGCCGGAGCUGCAGCCGCAGCAGCAGCCGCUGCCAUACAUCCCAACGCGGGCCGUUACAGCUCGGUUAUCUCUCGAUACUCGCCGCUUACCAGCGAUCUGAUCACCAAUGGGAUGAUUCAGGGCAACACCAUUGCCAGCUCCGGCUGGUGCAUUUUCGUCUACAAUCUGGCCCCCGAGACCGAGGAGAAUGUGCUGUGGCAGCUGUUUGGGCCCUUCGGGGCCGUGCAGUCGGUCAAGGUGAUUCGCGAUCUGCAGAGCAACAAGUGCAAGGGCUUCGGGUUCGUCACGAUGACCAACUACGAGGAGGCGGUGCUGGCCAUACAGUCGCUCAAUGGCUACACGCUGGGCAACCGGGUGCUCCAGGUCAGCUUCAAGACCAACAAGAACAAGCAAACGUAAUUACUAUCCAAGUUGGCUGCUGUUGUCAAUGCCAAUGCGGCGGCGGCGGCCUUGGCGGCCAAUGGUCUGGUGCUCCACAACCAUCGUCAGAACAAUCAGAACAACAUCAGUAGUAGCAUCAGUACUUCGAACAAUCCACAUGGCAAAUAUGCUAACCACAACAACAGCAGUAGCAACAACAGACAGCACAACACCAACAACAACAGCCACAGCAGUAGCAGCAGCAACACGAGCAAACAGCAGCAGCAACAGCAGAGGCUCCAAUCAACAACACAAAGCAACAAGCAACAAUCAAUGCCGCCACCUAAGAGAUCAUCAAACAACACCUCAUCAGUCGCAGUGUCCAAAGGCGAUGCUGGAAGCAGCACUGGCAAUGGCGCUGCAGCCUCCUCCUCCUCGGCUUCGUCGUCGAGCAACAUUUUGAAAACAUCCACAAAAUUCAUUUACAACAAGCCACAAAAUCAAUUUGAGUUGCUCCAGCAACAGCUGCAACUGCAGCAGGAAUUCGCCCAGUUCCUGACAAACGUGGCCAGCAGUGCAGUAGGAUCAGGAUCCAGCAGUGCAGCCAACACAUCAGCAGGAACAGGAGGCUCUGUGGGUAGCCAUGGAAGCCAGCGGAACGGAUUAGGAGGAGGAGGAGGAGCCCUGGGAAUGGGCAUGGGCAUGGGACUGGGACUGGGAAUGGCAGCCAAUGGAUCGUCGUCAGGAGCUGGCUCUGGGAACAAAAACAUGCCCUCCUGGUCGAAUUGGUUCUUUUAAAGAUCCCCGUUACUACUCAUUAUUUUUUCUUUUAUUUACUCGAUUCAACCUCUUAUGAAUUAAUUGAUUUCUCAAUUUGUUAGGCCCAUUUAGCUUCAUUUACUUCAAAUUACUUUGUAAGCUGGCCAAGAGGCAACAUUUGGUGACUCAAGCCGAGGCGAUUAUUUUUUCAUUUUGAUAGCUUAAAUCCAAAGCAUCAGGCUAAGCAAAUCCUAGUUUAAGUUGAUUACGUUUCGAUGAAUUAUGAAUUCGUUUUUCGUUUUGUAUCACAUCCUCCACACAUCAAUUGUUUAACUUAAAUCGAGGCGCAUAUCAAUCGGGCCCGUGAUUGAAUAAGUACUACAAAAUAAGUGCAACUGUACCCUUAUAUUUUAUUCGUUAAUGCACUUUUAAAGAAACAUCUAUCUAGUCGGCACUAGCGGACAGAAUGGCUUCCAGAAGGGAAUAAACUGAGAAACUGAGAAACGGAGAUAAGUAAAGCUGUAGUUAAGUUUUUGUUUGGGAUGUACUCCACUCUACUCUACUCUACUCUACACAUAUUUUUAAACAGAGCAGAUAAUUAUGAGAGGAGCAUUUUGAUGGCAAUGAAGCCCACAAUCCACCAAAGAAUGAGAAACAAACAUGACAAAUAUUUAAGCUAUAAAUAACUGUAUAAAUGAGAUACGAAAACAGAACUGAAUGCGUAAACAGAUACAAGUGUAGAGGCGUUUGGUUUGGCAUAUAGUCAGACCAGGCCGUUUUGCUAAUAGACAAAGCAGAGCAGAGAAUGAGAGGGAAAGCUAGAUACAAGAUACAAGAAGAAUACGAGAAGCAACCAAACAAGACAUGCAUAUGUUUAUGUUUUAUAUUAAAUGUAUAACUUUUUCUAAAAUAAACGAUGUAUGCAUAAUAUACCCACAUAUAGUCGAACCCUUUAUUCUAUCCCCAUACCCCAUUCCCCAUUCGCCAUCCACCAUCCACCAUCCCCCAUUCCAUAACAACAUAUGUUCGAACCCCAAAAACUAAUCUUCUCCUCGUCAUAAAGUCAUACUGCCCCAUCCCUGCCCUGACUCUCUGGUGUCAUGUCAGCACAGAAUGCAUCUAAACAUACAUAAAAUGGCAGCAAGAGCUAAUGAGAAUUUUUCGAAUACAACGAAUAAAUGUUUAAGAAAAAUCGAAAACAGCAAAACGGGCAAACGCAAAACGGAUAACAGAUAACAGAUAACAAACAGAUAGUAUAACACGAUACAAGCAAAGUGAGACCAUAAUAGUACUAACCUAAUCAACGAUUGUAAAGCUAAAACAAAGCCAGCUACAAAAUCGAAGCACGCCAUUCCAAAACGAAGCUAAAAAUGUAACUUUAGACAAAGAUCAGAACAGUCCCUCCCUAGACAAGCAAGCAUAGAAGAAGUGAAAUGAAAUUAAAUGGAAAUGAGUAAAUGAGUAAAUGAAAACCAGAGCGAGAGUACGUAACGUAACUUAGAUUGAAAAAACGCGUUUCAGCAUAACGAAUUUGUUUUAACCCAACUCAACAGCAAUAUCAAAAGCGCAUACAAAACAGACAAAGAGAAAGAUACAAGAAAUUAAUGAACAAGUUAAACAAAUUGCCAAACUAAAUAUAAUACAUUUUUAAAUACGAAAAUGAAAGGCUGGGAUGGAUACCAGAUCGGGGCUCGAUCUGACAGAGAGAUAAUGUUUCCGAGAGUCGAGAUAGCGAUCGGGGAAGUGUAUGGAAGGAAGAUCGAUAAAAUUAAAUCAUGGUGCUUGACAGAUUUCCUUGCAAAGCUACAAAUGAAAAUGUGUCCCUAACGAAUUCAAAAAGCAGAAAACCUUUAAAAAAAAUAUGAAUUUAGUUGUAGAAAUAACAAAAAAAAAACAAAAAAGGACACUUCUAUUGAGAAGAAAAGAACUAAAUGGCUUGGGAAAGGUAGGAGAUCAUUUACUAUUUAUUGGUAUUUAUAAUUUGAAUCUUAUGAUUAUGAUUAUGAUUUGUAUCCCUCGGUUCCCUUGCCUCGUAAA
Drosophila pseudoobscura is the source of this 4840-nucleotide messenger RNA. RefSeq names its product RNA-binding protein 9 (gene Rbp9). Gene Ontology annotation, cellular component: ribonucleoprotein complex. NCBI's taxonomy places the organism in Eukaryota, Metazoa, Arthropoda, Insecta, Diptera, Drosophilidae. The transcript has 8 exons. The record is from RefSeq and is a predicted model, not a curated record. Gene Ontology annotation, molecular function: RNA binding.